AACGAUAUCUAUAUAACCAAAGAGAAAGAAGCGUGAUCUCUUUCUUUCUGCCCAUCUAAAGGUAGAUUUGUCUUCUGUUCUCGAGACCACGUGUAAAGCGUAAAUUAUGGAUAAACCAGUAGUUUUGGCACGUGUUAUCAAAGUCUUGGGUCGUACGGGAUCACAGGGACAAUGUACACAAGUGAAAGUGGAGUUCCUCGGCGAGCAAAACCGGCAAAUUAUCAGGAAUGUAAAGGGUCCAGUACGCGAGGGUGAUCUCCUAACCUUGCUCGAAUCUGAGCGUGAGGCAAGAAGACUCCGAUAACUGGGACAUCUUGAUCGACGUUGAAGAAAUCGUUACUGGCCAGCCCGAAUCUUGUUUCCCAGGAAUUGACUAAGUACCAAGAACUAUAUAAAAAACAUCAAUCGUGGAUGACGCACAUCUCGACCCACGUGCUUCUCGGAUCGAAGUUGGAGAUUUCUUGGCAUGUUCAUCAAUAUCCACAUAUAACACUGUUUCUUGAGAAGAAAUAAUGGAAUAAAACUACAGUUUUGAAACAUUCCUGUUACAUCAAAAUGCUACCUCAAUAAAUUUUGGCUAGUAACCACCAA
Odontomachus brunneus is the source of this 591-nucleotide messenger RNA. RefSeq names its product 40S ribosomal protein S28. Gene Ontology annotation, biological process: ribosomal small subunit assembly; maturation of SSU-rRNA; translation. Gene Ontology annotation, molecular function: structural constituent of ribosome. The record is from RefSeq and is a predicted model, not a curated record. The transcript has a single exon. Gene Ontology annotation, cellular component: cytosolic small ribosomal subunit; ribosome. Bases 107 to 304 code for a protein of 65 amino acids. NCBI's taxonomy places the organism in Eukaryota, Metazoa, Arthropoda, Insecta, Hymenoptera, Formicidae.